UCUUACAACACGAAAUUAUUCUGGUGAUGUAUCUUUCUACACAUCGUCCUUUUAAACAUAAUCAUGGAGGGGCGUGUGAUCACUUUAGUGUGUUUGGCGUUCGUCUUUGACUUUGGUCUCAGCAUGGAGUUCCCUGGUCUCAGUGAGCCAAUGCCUAUGGACGGCGAUGGGCCGAGAUGCGUUAUUCCAAAAGUUGAGCUCAAGGCGCUCAAACCAGGGAUACACACUCAUCGAUCAUCGACCAGUCGGUCUCAGAGCAGCACCUUCCAACAAAUGAAGUUUGAAGUAUGGUACGACGAGUCAGUCACGAAUUCAUCGAUAAGCGACUUCAUCAUAAAUAUAACCCGAGAGACAGUGGACUUGAUAUCUCGACAACUCCAAGUGAAGGAAGAAUCGCAGGACUUUAUUUUCGACAGGCAGUGUCAAACUGGUUCGUAUGUGGAUAAUGGAACAGUGGUCAAUUGUACAUGUGCCGACUAUGUGGCGGAUUGUGGUACAGCUACGCUGCCCGAACACCAUCUACAACCGUGCUCCACAUGCAAGCGGUAUGAGAACGGGACAGAGUACGACUGCGUGCCCGAACCAGGAGGACCCGCCGAGAGAGGCGUGAGCGACGUUCAUUACGUUCUCUACGUCACCUCCGUUGCCGGUGGUCCCUGCCAGGGAGACACCAUCGGCUUUGCUAGUGCGUGCUUUAUUUACCCGACACUGAAUAGGCCUAUUGCAGGGUUCAUCAACAUUUGUCCAGAUGCCACAACAACAGAUCUCCCAGUGUUAGUACAACAUGAAAUCUACCAUGCACUAGGUAUCUCACCAGGCUUGUAUGCUCUUUUCCGGGAUCAAAAUGGGGACCCCUUGACCCCCCUUGGGGACGAUGGCUUCCCCACUGAAUUUAGCAGUGUGGGAUACCUUCAAUGGAGUGACCGUGUAGCUCGAACCCAAACCCUAGAUUGGGAUAUCCGUGGGGGUCAAAUAGAACGAAACGUGACGAUCAUGGUAACACCUAACCUUGUGAAAGAAGCUCGUGAAUACUACGGAUGUGAUACCAUUGAGGGAGUCGAACUGGAGGACGAUUAUGGAAGGUUUUCAUCUGGAAGUGCUCUCAGUCAUUUUGAGUCCCGAUUGAUGCCGACCGAGUCAAUGGGGCCGUAUGUCACUAAUGGGCGAAAAUUCUCUCGUUUCACUUUGGCAUUCCUCGAAGAUACCGGAUGGUAUAAGGCGAACUAUGACCUCGCUGACCCAUUCACUUGGGGUCGUGACCUCGGGUGUGGCUUUGUCAACAAGAGUUGUAAAUGGUGGAUGGACACUCAGAGAAACAGAGGGUUGUCUCUAAGCCCGUACUGCGAGAAACCCCGUGAACUGCUCUGUGACGUGGAAGGCAAUGCUGCCUUCUGUUCUAACAUAAAGCACGAUGAACCACUGCCGGAUCAAUAUCAGUAUUUUGAUUCUCUUCCUGGCUUCAACGAGACGGAUAUAUCUAGUGUUGGUGGUGUGUCUAUGUUCCAUGAUCAUUGCCCAACAAUUUUCCCUCGGAGUAGACUACAAACCAAUGAUUACAGGCGACAAACAUGUGACAAAGAAAUCAACGAAUGUGACAAUGACCCUUGCAACAAUGGAGCGACUUGCUCGGACAUAAUAACGGGCUAUUUCUGUACAUGCACCGCAGAAUAUGCAGGGCGCCACUGCGAUUACGGUAAAACCAUUUGUUCCACAUCAGACCAAUGUGCAAAGAAUGAGGUUUGCAAAGAUGGGCUGUGCAGCUGUGGACACGGUCGGAUCAGAACAGAAGAAGGUUGUCAAAUUCCGAGACGAUUCAAAAUGUGGUUUCAAAUUACAGAGGUCAACGGUUCACUUGCAAUAUACCCUGACACUUUCAAAUCAAGUGAUGAAAUAAUCAGAGGAGAACUAGAGUAUGCGAUUUUUCACCGGUUAUCAAGAUGGGAGAUCUUCGUUGACUCCGUAUUCAGUGUCGAAAUCAAGUCCUUCAAUGGAAGUCUCGGAGUAGAGAUAGACAUCGUUCUCGAUGCAGGCACUACACCGGAUGACGUCAUGAUUUAUGAUCUUAUGACGGAUGAUGUCUAUUUCGCCGCCAAAGAUCUGUCGUCUGGAUACACAUCUUACACCGUGAAUGUUAGCUCUAUCGUUGUUCAAGAUUUGGAUGAAUGCGAUGAAAUGGAAUACUCCGCUUGCUCUGUCUAUUCUACUUGCAACAACACGAUUGGUUCCUACCAGUGCUCCUGUUUGCCUGGCUUUGGAGAUCAGGGGGAUCCGACAGAUGGGCAAGGAACGGUCUGUAGUGAUAUCGACGAAUGCAUUAAUUCAUCCUUAAAUGAAUGCUCUCUGUUCGCUCGAUGCACGAACACAGUCGGUGGAUAUAACUGUGUUUGUCUCUCGGGAUAUGUAGACUCUACUGGGAGCUCUGGAAGAUUAUGUGCAGAUAUCAACGAGUGCAUCUCACAACCAUGCUCCAAUGGCGGUACAUGCAGGAACUUGAAAGACAGAUUUAUAUGUGAGUGUGCUCCAGGCUAUGAAGGACAGAACUGUGAAAUAGACCAGAAUGAAUGCAUCUCCGCUGAGCUGAAUGACUGCUCCCCAGUGGCGGCUUGCACCAACGAGCCUGGAACUUUCUCCUGCGCUUGUCCUCCGGAGUACACAGAUAUCUCACCUACUGGUGCGGGCCCAGGAAGGGUGUGUGAGAAUGGUUCCAUGACCUUCAUCGUCAUUAUCUCAAUCGUCGUUGGUGUCAUGUUCGUCCUCUUCGUCGCAUUGCUCUUAUUAUCCCAAGCGAGGAAGGCCAAAUUCUAGAUCGUGCCUGUGGUCGAAAUCCUGAUUGAGUGGUUCGUCGAACACGUACACCGCGUUCGAAACAGUUCCUAUUCUAUCUCUAUGAUUAUGGUUUUGCCGUCUGUUUAAGCUCAUGAAUGAAAUAUCAAGUUAGAUAAUUUGCAUAUGAACACAAUUCAUGUUUUACGUUAUUAGUUUGUAUAUUGUAAGAUAUUGUUCAGUAUUCUUGUUUUUAAAGUAUCGAUUGUACUAGUAAAUUCAUUAUUUUUUUAUUUUUUUUAACGUUUUCUAAACUGAUUUGUACCACAAGACUUUGUUUAGCUUUUUAAGAGGUUAGGCUCGACUAGCACAUGUGCUAUAUCUGGCCCCUUUUCCAACCAAUAGUUUCUUUUCUUGUACACUGUCGCUGAUAUAGUUGAAAUAUUUUUGAUUUACUCCAAUUUAUGGAAUUAUUGUAAAAACAAUUUAAAAAUAAUAGA
This is a messenger RNA of Strongylocentrotus purpuratus (purple sea urchin), 3263 nucleotides long. RefSeq names its product leishmanolysin-like peptidase. The coding region runs from base 64 to 2805 and encodes 913 amino acids. Gene Ontology annotation, biological process: proteolysis; cell adhesion. Gene Ontology annotation, molecular function: calcium ion binding; metalloendopeptidase activity. Gene Ontology annotation, cellular component: cytoplasm; membrane. The record is from RefSeq and is a predicted model, not a curated record. NCBI's taxonomy places the organism in Eukaryota, Metazoa, Echinodermata, Echinoidea, Camarodonta, Strongylocentrotidae. The transcript is spliced from 22 exons.